Messenger RNA from Octopus bimaculoides (California two-spot octopus), 4614 nucleotides. RefSeq names its product sterol regulatory element-binding protein cleavage-activating protein. The record is from RefSeq and is a predicted model, not a curated record. Gene Ontology annotation, cellular component: endoplasmic reticulum membrane; Golgi membrane; SREBP-SCAP complex. Gene Ontology annotation, biological process: SREBP signaling pathway; regulation of cholesterol biosynthetic process. Lineage: Eukaryota; Metazoa; Mollusca; Cephalopoda; Octopoda; Octopodidae. Gene Ontology annotation, molecular function: protein binding; sterol binding.
AAUCUUAAGUAAAUAGAGACAAGUGGUUUGACGAAGUUGGCUCCCCUGUUUGUUAGAGCUAACUAAUCGAACCUGGUGUUGCAAAGUUGCUGAAAAUAUUCCACACAACUCCAAGUUCAACCAACGUUCGGCUCGACUCACUAAAUUUUGUUUUAUUGUUGUUAGAUUGUCGCAGGAUUUCACAUACACAGAGAAGUGCUCGCUGACGUCGGUUGGUAGAUUUAACUUGAUUCUCAUGUUCUCACUGACAAAGGUCUGUUCCUUGGUCGCUAAUGUUUUGCACUCAACUCUUUCACACAUCACGCCAUACGAUGCGCACAUGCAAAAGCGAAAACAUUUAAUUUUCAUUUCAUCAUAAAUAUGCGAAAUUUUUGUGACUGUCAGCAAAAUAAGAUGGCUGCUAUUAGUGUAAAGUGAAACUAAUGAACAAACAAUGCCUUUUUUACAUGCAGUGGCUGUAUUGUCAUACUAGUUACCCAAAACAUCUCAAACGGAAUGGAUCUUGUUGAUAAAAAUGUCAAUCCAAGAUCGUAUAGCUCUUAUUUACUACAACUAUGGAUUAUUUUGUGCUAGUCAUUCUUACUCAAUUAUUGGCUCAGUUUUAUUUAUUGUGAUAAUAGCAUGUUAUCCAUUGACCAAAGUGCCUCUUCCUGGAAAUGCUCCACUAGAAUAUACUAUCCCAAUUCAAAACUUCCUGGAACAGAGGCAAAUGACCUCUCAUGGAAAAGAUUAUAGUUUACAUGGAAAAGAUCUAAAAGUACCACCACGAUGGUAUACUGGUUCACCCUUUGGCUAUAUACAACAAAUUCUUUUUAAAGGAACUGUAAAACCUUGGUUCCCAAAGAAAAUGAUACCAAGUGAUGCUUUUCGAGGACCCCUAAGUAAAGUGUUCGAUGUCGUAGAAGAGUUAAAUUUAUUCAAAUACUCUAACAAUGGCACAGAUUUUAGUUUGCCUGAUCUUUGUCUUCAUAUUUCUGAACCCGUUACUUCAAAGUCAUUAUAUCAAUAUUUGCCAUCUUUCUCUUGCCUAAUUCUUUCUCCUGCCAAUUUGUGGAAUUCAGAUAGUAACCAGUUUAAAUCUGAUGACAAGUUUAUAAAAACUGUUACACAAAAGUUUGGCCAACCAUUAGACACUCCUCCGACUAUUCAAGAUAUACUCUUUGGAGUUCCUUGGAAAGAAACUGGUGUAAAAAGGUUUUAUAUCCGCAACCGACAGAGGAUAAUAUCUUUUGCUGUUACCAUCAUCUUCAAAUCAUACAAUCAAAAGUUCCAUGAAAGUUUAAGACAUACGUUGGAAAAAACUUUACCUGGGCGUAUCCAUAAUGCCAAUAAUUCAGCCAUUAAUCAUAUUGUCCAUAUUUAUUUCAAAGAUAUCAACUAUUUUGUUGAGUACACUCCACUAAUGGUUACCUACUUGGUACUUCUUUUAUAUAUAUACUUUUCUGUCCGAAAAAUCGAAAUGGUGAAAUCAAAAUGGGGUCUCGCUCUAAGUGCUGUUGCUACAGUAAUUGCAUCCUUGUUAAUGUCUGUUAGUAUUUGUACAAUGUUUGGAUUGACAACAACGCUAAAUGGAGGUGAAAUCUUCCCAUACCUUGUUGUCAUUAUUGGAUUGGAAAAUGUUCUUAUUCUCACUAAAUCUGUUGUGUCAACUCCAGUUCAUUUAGAGGUUAAGUACAGAGUUGCUCAAGGUCUCAGUAAAGAGGGUUGGUCAAUUACUAAAAAUCUUACUACAGAAUUGCUUAUCAUUCUUGUGGGAUUCUUCACAUUUGUUCCAGCCAUUCAAGAGUUUUGUCUGUUUGCUGUCGUUGGUUUGUUGACCGACUUUUUCCUGCAAAUGGUGUUUUUUGCUACGGUUUUAUCUGUGGACAUCAGGAGGAUGGAGUUGUCUGAUCUUCAGAAACAAAACAUCCAUUCAAGUAUCAGUGGUAACGAAGGUUCAAGUAACACGUACCCACCCAGGGAAUCUUCAUUCCACUCUCCUGUAAUGUUUCUACAGGACACUCGGUCAAUGCCAAAACAGCAGAAGGAAAAGCAAGUCAAUGUUCCAAACAAUGAUCCGUCCCCAUCAUUUGCUCAGAUGAGAGAUGAGUUCUUUAACAGUCCAACAAUUCUGGAGCUGCCAAGGCGCCUACAGAUCUUGUUUUUCUUAGCUCGAACUAGAAUAGUUCAACGAGUUAUAAUGAUGGGAACAGUCAUUUGGAUUAUCUUGAUUCUCUACAAAGCAGGUCUAAUUGGUUACUCUUUGGUGGAUUCCAUUAUAGCUCUAGUAUAUGGUGGACUCUUUAAAAACUCUUCCUCGCACCAGAAUGAAGAGCGCUUAAUGGGAAAAUAUGAUGAUGAUGCUGGCUCAGUAGAACAUAAAGAUUUGGAAAUGUGGCGUAAAUUAUCUUACAAACAUUUUCCAACUCUGUUUGGAUAUUAUAACAUCAGUAUUUAUGGAAGAUUUGUCAGUAUCCUGCCAACAAUUCACCUUUCGGCUAUUAUAACCCCUGAAGAAGCUAUCCAAUCUCGUCAUCCAAAUGAUAUAGAAAUGCUGAAGAAACAACAGAAUGCUGUUGAAAGUGGUUGGGAAGAGUAUUUGCCUGGAAUGAAAAGUGGAGACACUGAAGGCAGUAAUUCUCAAUAUUUUUCUGAAAGAGAGUUCUUCAUAACUGUCUGUUUGGUACUACUGAGUUUCAUCUUAAUCUUUUAUUUUAUCAUCACACGCUGUUCUGGCAGAUUCUCAAAAUGGAGACAAACCUGGUGUAAAUUUCGUCAGCGAAAGCAGAAAGUAGUUGAACAAACAAAUAAUUAUAUUCAACAAAUCCAUGAAUCAAUGCCACUUGUUUUAAAGGGUCAUAGUCAGGAAAUAGAGUGUGUGAAAACUGAUGGACAGUUAAUAGUCAGUGCUUGUCUUGGUGGAACAUUGAUGGUGUGGGAUUCAUUUACAGGAGAAUGCUUGACUAGAAUACUUCGUCAUAAUUUAUCAGUUCGAAAUGAACAUCAUAUGAACAAGAACAACACAGAUGCAACCUCUGCAUUUGCUGAACAGGAAAACAGCAACACAGAUUCUAUUAACAGGCUAUCGUCUGUUAACACAAACAUUUUAUCAUCUUCCUUCAAGUCAGAGAGAAACAGUCAAUCAUUCCUUAAUGAAUUACCAGAUUUAUCAAGCACUAUUGAUAGUGACUUCACAAGUUCUAUCUCUAGCACUUAUUCUUCACCAUUUGGAACUCCUGACAACUCUGUUAACAACUUAACAGGAUUUGAUUUUGGUGCUCACUUCAAUGAAGUUUAUAAAGAUCAUAUAUCAACUGUGAAAGAAGAUCGUGGUUGUCAAAAUAGAAGAAAUCAUUUGGAAAUUGAUAAUUUCGAUUUAUUUACUUUUGAUGACCUUGACAGUAGAAGUUCUACAAGCACAGGUAGUUGUUUUUUGGGUUAUUCUUUGUUGUUGUCAUGUGUUUAUUCUUUUUUUUAUUCACUCCUUUCCCCUCUACUACAAUAUUUUAAUAUUUUUUUCAUUUAUUGUUAUUGCUUGCUUGUCUUCUAUUAUAGGCUUGUUGCUUCCAGAUUAGAUGGUAGUAUGGAUUUUUUGGAACUAGAAACUUUUCAGAAUCUUGGAAACAUAUCUUCUAACUCAACACCUGGACUUCAUACACGCGGUCCCGUACGCCAUCCGUCCAGUUCAGCUUCAAAUAAAAACAGUACAGGCACAGUUGGAUGUUGGGAAGAAUCAGUCUCCUGUGCUUUAUUGCAGCGUAUUCAAGCCCACCAAAAGCCAAUUACAGCCUUACAAUCAGAAGCUGGACGUGUAGUGUCUGCCAGUGAUGAUCGCACACUCAAGGUAUUCUGUCUAGAGGACUGCAUAUGUAUGUAUACAUUAUAUGGUCAUCAUGGUAGUAUUACAGCUCUUUACUUAGAUAGGGGACCUCCAUUUUCUGCUGCAAGUGCUUCCACUGAUGGUACGGUUCGGUUAUGGGACUUGCUGACUGGUUUCUGUAUCCAUAAACUGUGUUCUUAUGAACAACCUAUCACUGCUUUGACAUGUUCCCUUCAGUAUGUGAUCAGCCAAGAUCAGGAUUACCAUCUCUGUGUAUGGGACCGCAUUAGAGGUCAACUCUUGUAUAACUUACAACUGGAGCCUGGUUUAUAUAGUCAACAAAUGGCAUUACUCACUGAUAAACUUCUACUGCUUGGAGGACAGGGUGUUUUGUAUUUAUGGGACAUUUUUCAAGGUCAGCUGAAAAAGCAAAUAAAAGUCAGCCAUACUGAUCAAGCAGCUUUUAUUCGUUUUGUCCAAGUCAUUGACCACAGUGUUGUAUGUGAUUAUGGCAAUGAACUUCGUGUUAUCAACUUUCCUACAAUUCUUGAAAAAAAUGACUGAUCACUGUCUAACUUAAUUUUGGAAACAGAGUGACUUUUUGCCUAGCAACAAAUUACAGACAGAAAAUUGUCGGUUAUCAUUUUAUCAUGUAUCAAAACAUUUGUUGGCUCAUUCAUUUUUUUACAAGACAUUAAAAUGCUUUAAAUUUUUUGAAGAUAAAAUAAAAAUAAUUUUCUAUUUUUUUGUCAAAUAUUUCUCACUAUAGUGACUAUUUAAAGAAAAAAAAAUCAAUAAAGAUUUAAAAAAUUAAA